CUUAUUUCUACGCUGGCAACGGUUCUCACGUCCUAUUUGAUCCUGAGCUUUUGCUGAUAUUCUGUCUGGUUUCAUUUUUCAAAAUUUAAAUUUAAUAAUUAAAUAAUGUUUUCCACUUUGACUAAAGCUGCUCCUGCUUGCAGUUUAUUAACCCGCAGUUUUUCAUCGUCAGCACAGAGGAAUGCCAAAGUUGCUGUUCUUGGAGCCAGCGGCGGCAUUGGCCAGCCCAUGUCUUUGCUUAUUAAACAGAGUCCAUUAGUUUCUCAUUUAUCAUUGUAUGAUAUUGCUCAUACACCAGGUGUUGCUGCAGAUUUAAGUCACAUAAAUUCCAGGGCUAAGGUUACAGGUCACAUGGGACCAGAUCAAUUAGCGGCAUGUUUGGAUAAAUGUGACGUUGUAGUGAUACCUGCUGGAGUUCCACGAAAACCUGGAAUGACCCGUGAUGAUUUAUUCAAUACAAAUGCAUCUAUAGUACGAGAUUUGGCUGAUGCUUGUGCUAAAGUAUGUCCUAAAGCAAUGGUUUGCAUCAUUGCCAACCCUGUAAAUUCGACUGUGCCCAUCACUGCUGAAAUUUUCAAGAAACAUAAUGUUUUUGAUCCCAACAGGAUUUUUGGUGUAACUACUUUAGAUGUUGUCAGAGCAGAUGCAUUCAUUGCAGAAGCCAAGGGUCUUGAUCCAGCUGAAGUAAAUGUUCCAGUUGUUGGUGGACAUGCUGGAAUAACAAUCAUUCCUUUAAUUUCUCAAUGCAAGCCAUCUGUUUCUUUUGAAGCUGACAAACUAGAUGCUAUUACAAAGAGAAUUCAAGAAGCUGGUACUGAAGUUGUAAAAGCAAAAGCUGGAGCUGGUUCAGCUACUUUGUCAAUGGCUUAUGCUGGGGCACGAUUCACUUUUUCAUUAUUAAGUGCAAUGAACGGAAAGCAAGGUGUCAUUGAAUGUGCUUAUGUUAAAUCUAGUGAAACUGAUGCUCCAUACUUCGCUACUCCCUUACAUCUUGGGAAAAAUGGAAUCGAAAAGAAUUUAGGACUCGGAAAACUCUCGGCGUAUGAAAAAGAUUUAGUAGAAAAAGCUAUCCCAGAAUUAAAAGGAAAUAUCAAGAAAGGAGAAGACUUUGCCCACAAAUCUUAAAACAGUUGACAGAAAAUUAAUAAUGGAAGGUAGACCAACAAUUUUUCUGUAAAUAAUUCAGUCUUCAUAUGCAAUUUGUGAGUGAAAUAAUAGAUUAAACUGAUUUUUUAGACUUA
Messenger RNA from Parasteatoda tepidariorum (common house spider), 1241 nucleotides. RefSeq names its product malate dehydrogenase 2 (gene Mdh2). Gene Ontology annotation, cellular component: cytoplasm; mitochondrion. Gene Ontology annotation, biological process: tricarboxylic acid cycle; malate metabolic process. NCBI's taxonomy places the organism in Eukaryota, Metazoa, Arthropoda, Arachnida, Araneae, Theridiidae. Gene Ontology annotation, molecular function: L-malate dehydrogenase (NAD+) activity. The record is from RefSeq and is a predicted model, not a curated record.